Messenger RNA from Phaedon cochleariae (mustard beetle), 2238 nucleotides. NCBI's taxonomy places the organism in Eukaryota, Metazoa, Arthropoda, Insecta, Coleoptera, Chrysomelidae. The record is from the annotation of a GenBank genome assembly.
GUUCGUCAUUAUGUUUUUGAUUGUUUGCUGUUUGGUUUUGAUUGAACUGAAUGCAGGUGCCAACGUACUGACUUGUCCAAAAUCGGAUGUUAAUUUCGAGAAGGUGUUGGGCUUACGCCCCCAAAAUGGCAGCCAACCUUCACUCUUAUACCAAUUAGAUAACACCACAUCGAGGCCGAUCACCUUAGAGUGCAUAGCGAAAUGCCAAGCUAACGAGGCCUGCAGAAGCUUCGUGCUGUUUUAUGGUGCUUCCAGGUGUUAUUGGUUCAGUACCGAUUUCAGUGAAACUGAUGAGAGCCAGCUCAUUAUUGACGAAAACGCGGCUUGGUUCCUGAAACGGUGCUACAGUAGCGGACGGACAUGUGAAAAACUGUGGAUCUUCGAAAGAAUUCCUGGUACGACAUUGAUAGGCAACGAUACUAAAACACUGCCAGGAGCUCUAUCGAGAUCUGAUUGUCAACAGUACUGCCUCAACGAAACUGAUUUUGUCUGUAGAUCAGUCAAAUUUCAUAUCACCAAAUCCAGUUACGAAGAAAACACUAAUAUCAGAGGAACUUGUACCCUUAGCGAUGCUGAUCGCCAUCAGUUACCAAAUUCGUACAGGGUUUCAGUCUACGAAGACGAAUAUUUCGAAAACGAAUGCACAUCAAAUAACCUGAAUGAACCAAAAAACGAGUUUUGUGCAUACGAAGAAUACGACAAUGUUACUCUAGCACAUAGCGACGUAUCAUUCCAGAAGACAUCCAAAGAAAACUGCCAACAUUUAUGUGAGAGUUUCAAGAACUUCAACUGCAGAGCAUUUACUACAAUCAACAGAAAUACUUGCUAUUUGCACAGCGAAGAUACCAAAAUAUUUGGACCUUCCCUCCUAAUCGGAACACAACAUUCUACAUAUUAUGAAAAAGCCAGUUGCUUGAACAUCACCGUUUCAUGCAGUGAAACGUAUAUGACGGUACGUUACAACCCGGAGAUAGAUUUUGUUGGAAAGAUGUUCAUGCAAGGUUUCUCCGAUAAUCCUUCCUGUUCUGCGGAUGGGGAGGGAAAAUUCCAUAUCACCACCUUAAGAUUACCCUUGUUGUCAGGACAGUGUGGUAUCAUCAAAGCUGAGGAGCCAUUGCAAAGGACAUUAUUAUCAGGCGAGAUGAUAAUACAGUUCAACCCCAUCAUACAGACGCAGAGCGACAGACUCAUAAGGGUUGGUUGUAUUUUUGGGAAUGAUACAAAAGUUGUCGUUGGUACAGGAGUGACGAUUUCUCCGGUGUUACCAAACAAGGGUAGUGCCAUAAUCAGCCCGACUAUGAAUAACACAUCGAAUCCACCAGUUAUAGAAAUGAAAAUCGUGGACCCUCAUACUGGACAAGAAGUCAGUGAUACACAGAUCGGACAAGAAUUACAACUCAGAAUUGAACUCAAAUCGAGGGAUGAUAAUCUCGAUAUUUGGGCAAGCCAUCUCAUAGCGAUGACCGAGAAGAAUGAUGAAUCCAUUUUUCUGUUGGACGACAGAGGUUGUCCCACGAACCUGAAUAUCUUUCCGCCCCUGCAAAAAAUCGUGGCUGGCACAACCAAGGUGCUUGUCGCGAAUUUCCAGGCCUUCAAAUUCGCCAAUUCUCCUAUUGUACGAUUCAGUGUGAUCAUACAGUUCUGUGUGGGCGAGUGUCCUCCGGUAGAUUGUGGAAAUAAUAUUAUGUCCUAUGGCCGAAAGAGGAGAGACACGCAAUCUCAAGCAAUCUAUACAAUGAAUGGAACAACUGUUGAAAAAGUCAACCGGUCGGAGUUUGAAGAUAGAUCCAGUGUCAUGUAUGAAAUGCCACUAGAAUACAUUAUGCUAGUAAGAGACACCAAGUCUACUUCAGAUAGACUAGUCGUUGGAGACAAUAACAAGAUUCUUGUAGCUGGAUAUGAUUACUCAACUAACGAAGUAUGUCUGGACUAUUCCCUGGUGAUUGGUUUGAUAGUACUUUGGAUGCUGAUCCAAGUUUUUUUCAUAGUUGGCUGUAUAGUACUGGUCAGAAGAUAUAAAAGGUAUUACCAGCAUGAAUGUACAAGGCAGUCACUAGAAGAACUUCAUAAAAAUUUUGGCAUUGGGUUCAGCAAUUUAGAAAACAGAAGAGUUCGUUGGGCUGAUGAUGAGAAUAUUUUAUAACUUAUAUUGUUGAUUUUGUUAGAUUUGUAGAACCUACCUAAUGUUAUCCAAACCAAAGAAAAUUGCCUCUGUUUUUGUUGAGAAAUUGAAAUACA